GUGAAGGAGUGAUUCUAAUUACGCACAGACGUUUUUCAGUAAUUUGCUACUUCAACUGUUUAUUUCGUGACUAAAAUGGCAAAUAAGUCAAAGAAAGCUACCUCUAAGACUAGAUACACGAAUGUAGAAACGAUUUUGGAAGAGAUUGCCCGGGAUAGUGAGACAGAUUUGGCCGAGAUUGAAGAGGACUCCAUUAGCUCCCAUAGUUUCGAUUCUGAAGCUGAGGAAUAUUUUUUGAACGGAGAGGACAUCGUUUUGGACUGUGGCACUGACUCCGACUGGGAGCCCCCAGUGCCAAGGUGUUCAUCCAGCUGUACCCCUGCCGUCUCUGGCUCCACACCUCCCGGGCCAUCUAGAGGUGUGAAGAGGAAGAGGGGAAGUGUGCCACCCACUAACAGAGGGACAGAUGGGCGUUGGCACACCAUCCUAGAAGAUGAUGUGGAGCCACCACAACCAACUUUUAGGCCGAAAAGGAAGCCAGGACCUCAGGUGAACCCGACCUCCACUUACACCCCCCUUCAGCUUUUCCAACUGUUUUUUACACCAUCUGUUGUAGGUUCGCUCGUGUCCAACACAAAUAAGAAUGGGAAGAAGAAACAAGCAGGCAAAAAGGUAGCAUGGAAGCCCAUAUCCAUGUCAGAUCUUUUUUGCUACCUUUCACUUGUUAUCUACAUGGGGCUGGUGAAGCUGAAGAACCUGAAGGACUACUGGAAAACGUCAUAUCUGUACCAACUGCCUUUCCCCAUGACUGUUAUGUCCUGCAAAAGGUUUAUGAUUAUUUCACAGGCGCUUCACAUCAGUGACCCAAAGGUUGAUGAAGAGAAUGAGAAGAAGAGGGGCACAGCAGCGUUUGAUAGACUGUGCAAGAUCAAGCCGCUCUACCACAGCAUUGUUGAGGCCUGCAAGACGUAUUUUCAGCCAGCCCAGAAUGUGUCAAUCGAUGAGAGGAUGGUAUCCUCAAAGGCAAGAAUUGGCCUCAAACAAUACAUGAGAAACAAACCAACCAAGUGGGGUUACAAGCUGUUUGUUUUGGCUGAUUCUGUAUGUGCCUACACAUGCAAUUUCUUUGUCUACGAGGGGAAGAACAGUUUUGCUACUGGCAAGGGACUCAGCUAUGACUCUGUAAUGGCAUUAUUGGAUUUUCAACUGCUAGGGAAGGGCUACAAACUGUUUGUGGAUAACUUCUACACAAGCCCUACCCUGUUUGCAGACCUAAGGAAGCUGGAUGUAUGGGCUUGUGGCACCAUUCGUACCAACAGUGUGGGCUUUCCGAAGACAAAGGUGAACGACAUGCCUAAGCGGGCUGAGCGGGGGAGCAUGCGAUGGAUCCGUGAAGAUGGCCUGCUUUUUGUAAAGUGGAUGGAUACCAGAGAGGUGGUGAUGUGCUCCACUAUCCACAAGUCCUUCAGUGGGGAUCGUGUUGUCAGGCGUGUGAAGGACGGUGCCGGGACAUGGACCACCAAAAAUGUCCCCGUUCCAGCUGCAGUGAAGGACUACAACAAGAGCAUGGGCGGAGUCGACCUUUCGGACGCGCUAAUCGGCUACUACAAUGUUCUCCACAAGACAAUGAAAUGGUACAAGACCUUCUUCUAUCAUUUCAUCGACAUCGCCGUAGUGAAUGCAUUCAUCCUACACAAGGAAAUGGCAACGAGCUGUGGAAAGCCCUUCCUCUCACAGAAAGCCUUCAGAGAGCAGCUCAUCAGGGAGCUUGCUGGCUACAGCACCACUGCACCAAGCCCUGUCCCUUCUGCUUCUGCCACAAGUGUUCAUCUGCCCAAAUAUAUUUGUGCAGGCAUGGAUGUGCCUAAGGGCCAAAAGGGCACAGCAUGGAGGCGUUGCUGUGUUGUUUGCAAGAUGAAGUCUCCCAUCACAUGCAGCACAUGCUCAGUGACCCUCUGCUUUACAUCAGAGAGAGACUGCUAUGGCAUCUGGCAUGAGCAGCAGAACAUUGUCUAGAGUUUUGGCAAUGUUGGUGGGGUCAUAUGGCAAAGUGGGUCUGCGGUCUAGCUGAGAACACCAGUCUGCAGUCUAGCUGAGCUAGGGUCAGUAUGUUAUAUCUGGAGUAUUUUUCCUGUCUUACCCGGUGUCUUGUGUGAAUUUAAGUCUGCUCUCUUU
This is a messenger RNA of Oncorhynchus tshawytscha (Chinook salmon), 2115 nucleotides long. RefSeq names its product piggyBac transposable element-derived protein 4-like. The transcript is spliced from 2 exons. Lineage: Eukaryota; Metazoa; Chordata; Actinopteri; Salmoniformes; Salmonidae. The coding region runs from base 76 to 1956 and encodes 626 amino acids. The record is from RefSeq and is a predicted model, not a curated record.